CUCGUUUCUCCACGAGCGCUCUCGCAAGCUCUUUUGCUCCUCUCCAUAUCUCGCCGCCGCCGCCACCCAUGUCCGGUUUCGCGCGGCGCCUCGCCGGCCUCCCAUGGCGCCAGAUCGCCGGGGAAGCCUUCGACCGCACUCUCUUAGCCGCGCAGGCCUUCUGCGCCGUCCACGUCGUCCACACCCAUGUCUUCUCCCUCGCCUACCCCCAAGGACCGAGCAUGCUCCCGGCGUUGAACCUGAUGGGGGACGUGGCCGUCAUUGACAGGCUGAGCGCGCGGUACCGGUGGGUGGCGCCCGGGGACGUCGUGCUCCUCACCUCGCCCGAGGACCCGCGCAAGAAGAUCGCCAAGCGGGUGCUCGGGAUGGAGGGCGACGCCGUCACAUACCUCGUCGACCCCGAGAACAUCGACACCUCCAAGACCGUGGUGGUACCACAAGGUCAUAUUUGGGUGCAGGGCGACAAUACUUUUGCAUCUACGGACUCAAGGACAUUUGGACCUGUGCCUUAUGGUCUUGUAGAAGGGAAGAUGUCCUAUCGGAUUUGGCCACUGAAGAAGUUUGGUUUGAUUGAUCCCAAGAUGUAGCACACUACAGAAUUUGUGAAGUGAGAGACAUUUUUGAGGACACCUACAUACAUGUGACACAAGCGAGACCCCACAUUUGUGGAUGCAUCUUGACGUCUAUCAUGUGAUACUUCACAGUUUUGGUCCUUGUCUUCUGGAAGUCUCAUUCAUCCAAUCUAUCAUACAAUAGCCGCCCGUUGUAAUUUAUGGUCAGUCAAUUUUUGUAUAGAUUUGAACAGGAAGGAAGUUUCGGGCAUGGUUGCAUGUAACAUGGAGAACCGAACUAAACUUCUCGUUUCCUGUAAGGAAACUGUACUUGUGCUUUAAACCUUUGCUUAUUGAGGCCAUUUAUAGCUGAAGGAGCUGGCAUUA
This is a messenger RNA of Brachypodium distachyon (stiff brome), 938 nucleotides long. RefSeq names its product mitochondrial inner membrane protease subunit 1. The record is from RefSeq and is a predicted model, not a curated record. Bases 69 to 587 code for a protein of 172 amino acids. The transcript has 5 exons. Gene Ontology annotation, molecular function: serine-type endopeptidase activity. Lineage: Eukaryota; Viridiplantae; Streptophyta; Magnoliopsida; Poales; Poaceae. Gene Ontology annotation, cellular component: membrane; mitochondrial inner membrane peptidase complex.